AUGCAACAGCAGCAGCAGCUAAAAGUUCAAGAGCAAAAAGACGACGUUAAAGAUACAAAAAGAAGCAAAUCUUUGCUUCCAAGUUUAUCAAUCGAAUAUGACAAUAUACUAUCAAGAGCAUCGCCGAGGCGCUUGUCAGCACGUUUUAAUCGUCCAAGUUCGUUAACAGAUUUAAGAACACGUGAAGCUUUACGUGUGGUACCAUUGAAUAACAAUGAUGAUUUACUUGAAAUACGUUCAAAUAAACACUAUGGUAAAUCUGUCUCUGUCGAUAGUGAAGAAUCGUCUAUAAUAACUUUAAAUAUUAGUGGAAAUCGUUUUCAAACAUAUCUUUCAACACUGGAAUUAUAUCCUGAUACUCUCUUAGGAGAUAAAAAGAAAAGAAAACGUUUUUGGAAUUCAAAAACUGAAGAAUAUUUUUUUGAUCGAAAUCGUUCUUGUUUCGAAGCCAUUCUUUAUUAUUAUCAAUCGAAUGGAAAUGUUCGUCGACCAGAAUCUGUUCCAAUUGAUACAUUUAUUGAAGAAGUCACUUUUUUUCAACUUGGUGAAGAGGUAUCUAAAAAAAUUCGUGAAACAGAAAAUAUUAAACCAGUAGAAGAGGUUUUAAUGCCACACAUGCUUUGGCGUCGAUAUCUUUGGUUUUAUCUUGAAUUUCCUCAACAUUCACUUCCAGCACGUAUAAUUAUGCUUACAUCAACACUUUUUACUAUUCUUUCUUGUGUAACAUUAGCUGUUGAAUCAUUACCAGCAUAUAAUAAUCAUUGGGAUAAUAUAUGUAAAGCACAAGCAAAUAUUUCAUUGGAUGCAACUUAUACUCCACGCUGUGCAGCACUUUUUUAUUCACCUUUUUUUAUUGUUCAAACAGUAUGUGUUGUUUUUUUUACUGCCGAAUUUUUUUUACGAAUUAUCAGUACUCCAUCUUAUCGUCGAUUUAUUCUUUCAUUUUUCAAUUGGAUUGAUUUAGGUGCAAUCAUACCUUAUUAUGUCUUUUUAGUUAUUCAAUUAGCUGAUAAAGAUAUUGGUUUAAAUACAAAUGCUGUUCUUUCUAUUCGUUUACUAAGAGUUCUACGAUUUUCUCGUAUUUUUAAAAUUUAUUUGAUAUUUAAACGAUUAAAAUCAUUACGUGUGUUAAGUGCAACAGUGAAAGAAUCAUUGAUCGAUUUUGUUAUUAUGGUUACUAUUGUUGCUUUAUUAGGAUUUUUAUUUGGAGCAGCAGUUUAUUUUGCUGAACAAAAUGACAACGGUGAUGUAUUUGAUUCAAUACCUAAAUCAGUCUAUUGGGGAAUAAUUACUAUGACAGGGGUUGGAUAUGGAGAUAUGGUUCCAAUUACAUAUCUUGGUCGUAUUAUAACAUGUUUAUGUGCUCUAAGUGGUCCUGCAACAAUGGGUAUGCUUAUUUCUGUGUUUGUCGAUCGUUAUCAACGGGUUUAUAAUCGAAAAAUGUAUAUAUGGGAAUCAGAAGCACCACCGACCGAUGUUGAUUUAAUUCAUGAUCAUGAUCCUGAUAAUGAUGAUAUAAAAUCAGUUACAUCUUCACAAAAAGCAGGUCGAAGACGACCCAUUUCAGAAGUUAUCUCUCAUUCAUUAUCAUCGUUCCAUGAUAUGAUCAAACAUGACCAUCAUCAUCAUCACAAUACAUUAUCAGAAGCAUAUGAUUUACAAUUGAUUGUUUCAUUUAAUAAUAAAAAGAAUAAUAAAGGUAAUGAUGCAACCGAUCAUCUCGUUACAAUGAUGAAGAAAAAAUUAACUGAAGCUGUUUCAACUGUCGAUAUCGAUGUUAAUUUAAAAUUAAUCGAUCAUGACAGUAACGAACUUUGGAAAAUAUCAUCCAUUGAUUCAUCAUUACCUUUUACUCCAACUAUUAUUGUAUCCUCCGAUGUAGAUGAUACAUAUUUCUCUCAUAUUUAA
Molecule: messenger RNA, 1908 nt
Organism: Adineta steineri
Lineage: Eukaryota; Metazoa; Rotifera; Eurotatoria; Adinetida; Adinetidae
Source: the annotation of a GenBank genome assembly